AUGCCAGACCCUCCCCCUGAGCCUCUGUAUUCAUUCCGAGGGAAUAUGAAAUCAGUACACUGCAUCUUGCCUAUAAUAAAUGAAUCUAAUGAAUUACUUUACAUAGGCACAAAUUCUGGACAAGUCCAUGUUUGGGACCUUAAGUUAAAAAGAGAAAAGAUUAAACAUGAAGUUGGUAGUGAAGCUUGUCUUUGUAUUCUUUUCAUUAACAAUUUAUUUGUAACACAACUAAAAGGAUCUAGCAUUAAAUUUUGGAAAGAAAAUUGUGAAGGUCUUUGGAAACUCCAGAAGAUAAUGAAUCAUGAUUAUUGUGGAUUCUGCAAAAUGAAUUCCAUUAAUAGUUAUAUUGUACUGCCCAGCAGUGGCAGCAGUAUUACUUUACAUGACUUUGUCAGUAAUAAAGAAAUCAUUCAACCUCAAGAUAAAAAAAUUGGAGAAAUUAUGUGUCUUAAAGUCAUAAUUCCUAUAAAAUGUAUUUUGGUUUGUUACGAAUCUGGGGAACUAAUUUUAUGGAAUAUGGAUUGGAGUUGUUUAUAUCAAACUAAAGUUACUGAAGAUUGUCCUAUGGCUAUUGAUUAUUGUGACCUUACAAAGGAAGGGAUUUUGGGAACUAAUAGUAAGACAUUAUUAAAGUUUAAGUUAUGUGAUGAUCAGAAAAUCAGCAUUGUUGGAGAAGUGACUUUAACCAAUCCAGGUGUUAGCUCUAUAGCCAUUAAUGAAAAAGGAAAACUAUGUGUUAUUGGAUGUUGGGAUGGUAGAAUAAGAUAUUAUACAAUGAAAAGUUUAAAAUUGCUUGCAGUCUUAACACAUCAUAGUAGUUCUGUUGAUGGUAUUGCUUUUGUAAACCAGAAUGUUUCUUUUUGUGGGAGUGGUUUGGUUAUAGCUGGUGGUAAAGACAACAAAGUAAGCUUGUGGAAUUUGUAUUCUGAAUGUAAGAAUGAAGUUGUUAAAAAUAAAACAUGA
Nezara viridula (southern green stink bug) is the source of this 963-nucleotide messenger RNA. Lineage: Eukaryota; Metazoa; Arthropoda; Insecta; Hemiptera; Pentatomidae. The record is from the annotation of a GenBank genome assembly.